AUGGCAACCAAAAAAAAAAAAGGAUAUAGAGUGAAACAAGUUACAAAGACAGUACAAGGCAUCUGCCGCCGACCAAUUGCCUCCCAACUAUUGAAAAUGCUGCGCAUACUAAAGAAGUAUACCACAUCAAAUGGGCCCAGGUUCAUUCCUCAGCCGUUGUUCAACGGUUCUACUCCUCCCGCUCCAUUUACACAAUCCGUUCAGUCAUCCCUAAGCAGAAAACCGUUCUUAGAAAUCGGAAUAAUCAUCAGUCUUGGAGCACUAUCAUACUUCGCCAUCGAUAACUACAACGAACGAAUGAAGCUGGAAUCGAAGCUAAACAACCAGGUCAUCAAGUCCCAGCAGAUGCAAGAGGUUUACUUGAAACAGAUGAACGCUCAAAGGAAGAAAAGAGAACUACAGAUCUUGAACGAAAGGAAAAGCGGACUGCAAAGACAAAUGAAGAUGGCAUUGCACAUUGCCAUGCUCAGAAAACAGUUGGUAGAUUUAGACCAAGAACCUGUAUCGAUAGAGACAAUCCAACAGGAAUACACUAAAUCCAUAAAGAUGGAAAACAGCAUAAGUAACGUUAGUGGAACUGCCUUGUGGAUCACAGACGAUUCAACUUACAAAGCAUACUUGCCCAACGCAAGAGAGUACGAUGUGUCAAUUGAUGAUUUCAGGAAGGGAUGA
Molecule: messenger RNA, 672 nt
Organism: Kluyveromyces lactis
Lineage: Eukaryota; Fungi; Ascomycota; Saccharomycetes; Saccharomycetales; Saccharomycetaceae
Exons: 1
Coding region: 1-672 (223 amino acids)
Source: RefSeq, a predicted model, not a curated record